AUGAAUGACAUGUAUUCUCGUUCUUCAUUAGGAUCAGUUAAUAUCCUUAAAUCAGAAAGAAUUUAUUUUAAAGCAAUUCGUUCUAUUAGUUUGCAAUUAUGUACAUGUGCAUUAAUUAUAAAUUGGUUACGUUUAGGAUUUAUAUAUUUAUUUCCAAAAGUUUAUCCAAAUUUAAUUCAAUCGUCAUUAAAUUUAUGUAUAACAGAAAGUUUUUUUCUUCAUGUUUUAACAUUUUUUCAUCUACAUUUAAUAAUAUGUUUACGACUUUAUUGGCAUUAUUGUUUUAUAUUUGAAAAAUAUUGGCAAACAAUAACAUACCGUCGAAUUUUAUUUAUUCUUUUAUUUACUUUUAUUUGUUUAUGUUUAUUUACAUUGCCAAGUAUCAGUAAUGAUUGGGCAUCAAUUAUAUAUGAUGAAAUUUUACAAAUUUGUAUUGUUAAUUAUCUAUUUCACUAUUCAUAUACGUUUUUUGUAUUAACAUUUACUUGUUUAAUACCAUUUGUUUUAAUAAUCAUAUCUCAUAAAUUACAAAUGAAAGCUAUUGAAAAUCGAAUAUUUAAAUAUAUUUCAAUGGAUGAAAAAUUAAAUCUUUCUCAACUAAAAGUUCAAUUUCAAUAUUCUUCCUAUAUUAUUCUUAUUUGGUCUUUUAUCAAUAUUUUACUUUCAAUAUUUCUACAUACACCAAUUAAAUAUUUACAAAUAAGAAUUAUUUUAUAUUAUUCACAAAUAUAUUCAUUUCUAUUAGAUCCAAUUAUAUAUAUAUUGAUUUUACGUUCAUUACCUACAAUUACUUUAUUAAGACCGACAAAUAAAGUUUAUUUCAUUUAA
This is a messenger RNA of Rotaria sp. Silwood2, 828 nucleotides long. The record is from the annotation of a GenBank genome assembly. Lineage: Eukaryota; Metazoa; Rotifera; Eurotatoria; Philodinida; Philodinidae.